AAAGAGAUGCUUUCCUGAUCUACUUGGAGAAGCAACUCCAGGCUUUGACACUGAGUGAUGGCCGUGGUGCAGAGAGACUCAGCAUAGAAGAGGGAAUAAAUAAAAACAAACGCGGAAUAAAUACGCACGCAGUGAGAGGGAGGGCGCGCGGGAUACCUGCGCAUCUCCGCUCUCGACGCAGGUGCGGCGUAAUUCCUCCUGAAAGGGGAGUUUGUUUGGUCCGGAAAGGGGAAGUCAGAGAAGUAGAGAUCUCCCUGGGAUUAUCGCGCUCUCACCUGUUUUUGUUUUGUUUUUUUUUUCUCCUACCUGACAGCAAACUUUCUCAGAUUUGAUAACACCUGCAGUCGCGAUUCAACUCCGCAUUUGGCGAAGAAAUCUUAACUCGGAGCUUUUCCAGAUUGGUGGACUGUCCACUCAGACUGUUCCUGAACGCGGAUUACUAUUACGGAGAGGUUCGGACAGCGUCUUUAUCCACAGUGGAGAAUCCGUGUGAAGUUCAGACGCCAGACGGAGUGUUUCUAUCUUUGCGUUAACUGCUGAUGACGAGGACAAUGCCUGGAUUAUUACAGCCGCUGCUUAACCUGCCCCUGGGAAGAGGGGAGGAGUGAAAAAAGGAGGAUAAAGAAGAAGAAGAAGAAGAAGAAGAAGAGGAAAGCCAGUCGGUGGCGUUUGGCUGCCGUCCACUAGUUCUUUAGCACCUCUGCCGCUUGGGCUCCCACACCUCUUUUUACUGGAUACACGGACACGCAUCUAGAGACGCGCCGGGAGGACCUGCGUUCACACCCUGGGCCGGUGGGAGGUGACUGUCAGAAGAAAUGCCGGUCCCAGGUGCCCUAGUACAUCACCACCGGGACCAUGGCGACUCCUUGGCCAAUGAGAAAAGAGAGGUGUACCCAUGGCUCCGCCUCCCUUGCUAGAUGGUCGGCGUCCUCCUUGAUGCUCCUAUGGUUGCCGUGGGUUUUGUUAUGGCUGCCGUGGCCCGGCCGAGCUGAACAGGUGAGUGGCGGGGGCCACGGUGGGAAGGCGCUCCACGGAUCCCUGUCGUCCCCCUCGUCGUCGUCGUCUUCUUCAUCCUCAUCGUCCUCCUCCUCGUCCUCGGCGCCAUCCGGUACCUCCGCAUGGGGCUUCAACACGAGGCAGAGCGGAGGGCAGCUGGACUGGCUGCUGUCGGAAAAGGGACCCUUCCACAGAUGUCCGGAGUACACCGAGUUCAGAGAGAGGUUCCAGCAGGGAUUUUCUACAAGAUACAAGAUUUACAGGGAGUUCAGCCACUGGAAGGUGAACAGCCUGGCGACAGAGAAGAGAGAUUUCCUCAAAGCUCCUUUGCCCCUAGCGCCAGAGUUCCUACGCAACCUGCGGUUACUGGGGCGACGGCCAACCCUGCAGCAAAUCAACGAAAACCUCAUCAAGAAGUAUGGGACCCACUUCCUUGUUUCCGCUACCCUGGGAGGAGAGGAGUCUCUGACCAUUUUCCUGGACAAGCAGAAGCUGAAUAAGAAGUCUGAGGGAAACAGUAACAGCUCGGUGGUGUCUCUGGAGCUGCUCCAUCAGCUGGCGGCGUCAUACUUCACCGACAGAGAGAGCACCCUGAGGCGACUGCACCACCUCCAGAUCGCCACUUCUGCUAUUAAGGUAACCGAAACAAGGACGGGUCCUCUCGGCUGCAGUAACUAUGACAGCUUGGAUUCAGUUAGCUCGGUGUUGGUGCACAGCCCGGAAAAUAAGAUCCACCUAAAGGGGUUACAGGAUGUCCUCCCAGAGUUCCUGCGGGGGCGUUUCGUGGAGGCCGCCCUCAGCUACGUGGCGUGUAACUCCGAGGGCGAGCUGCUCUGCCGCAACAACGACUGCUGGUGCCGGUGCUCGCCACGCUUCCCAGAAUGCAACUGUCCUUUCGCCGACAUCAAAGUCAUGGAGGAGAACCUGGAAAAGAGCAAAGAGGCUUGGAGCAGCUUCAAUCAAGAGUUCAUGGAGUCAGAUGAGUUCAAAGCCUUCCUGAAGCGUCUACCCACCGAUCGCUUCCUGAAUGUGUCCAUGAUCGCCAAGUUCUGGUCGGCCGACUUGUCCGUCCAGAAGCGCUACACCCAGCUGGAGUCCAGCACCGCCCUGGUCCUGGGGAAAGCCCAGAAGAUCGUCAGGAAACUGUUCACCCUGAGCAAACGCUGCCCCAAACAGCCUCGCAUCAGCCUGCCCCGACAAAGACACGUGGGCUUCUGGCUCAGCAGGGUCCAGUCUCUGCUCUACUGUAACGAACACGGGGUUCUGGGCUCGUUCUCCGAGGAGGUGAGGAGCUGCAGCUGCCCGUCGGACCAGCCCACCUGUCAGGGCGUCAUCCCCUGCGUCAUCGGAACCACGUCCACUUCCUGCUCCUCCUGCGCCGCCGACAACGCCACCCUGUGCGGAGCCUGUCACCAUGGCGACCUCCUCCACCUGGGCUCCUGCAGGCCGAGCAUCGCCGCCUCCCUGGACCAUUACCUGAACUUCGACCUGGACAUGCCCGACGCUGAGGUGAAGUAUCUCCUUCAGCGAUUGGACAGCAGAAUAGAGGUCCACGCCAUCUACAUCAGCAACGACGUCCGUCUCGGAAGCUGGUUUAAUCCUGCCUGGAGGAAGAGGAUGCUGCUGACGCUGAAGAGCAACAAAAAUAAGUCCAAUCUCAUCCACAUGCUCAUGGGCAUUUCUUUCCAGAUAUGCUCCACUAAGAAUUCAACGCUGGAGCCGGUGCCUGCGGUUUAUGUGAAUCCGUUCGGGGGGAGUCACUCGGAGAGUUGGUUCAUGCCCGUGACCCAGCCCGACUUUCCCGACUGGGACAGAACUCGAUUGGAUUCUGUUGCCACGGCACAGUGUUACAACUGGACUUUGUCUCUGGGCGGCAAAUGGAAGUCGUUCUUCGAAACCGUCCACAUCUACCUUCGGAGCCGCAUCGUCACCGACGACCCGACGGUGAACGAGACUCUGUUCUACGAACCGUUGGACCUGGACGACCAGACGUCCAACCUGGGCUACAUGAAGAUCAACACUCUGAAGGUGUUUGGAUACAGUAUGCACUUUGACCCCGAGGGCAUCAAGGAUUUGAUUCUGCAGCUGGACUACCCGUACACUCAGGGUACGCAGGACGCCGCCUUUCUCAUGCUGCUGGAGAUGAGAGACCGCAUUAAUCGGCUUUCUCCGCCGGCGCCGCAGCCUCUGGACCUGUUUUCUUGUCUGCUGCGCCACCGGCUUAAGUUGUCAGCCGGCGAGGUGGCGCGAAUCAAGGACUCGCUGCAGCUUUUCAGCUCCAAACUCCCCAACGCCGUCCCCGAACCGGAGCUGGCCCAGCUGUGCAGCUAGCUAGCUUAGCGCACACGUCAGGUUCAGGGGUGACGCUGUUUCUGGGGACGAUCUGAAGGAACCCCCUGGACAUCAGCUUCUUGGACUUUGUGUUUUUGGAACAUCCAGCUGGGCCUGUCUGAGGAUCGGCCUUUCUGGUGUCACCUUUUAUCUGGAGGCUUGGAGGUUGUGAGCAGAGCUGUUCCACCGUCGGGGGGGUUGGGGUGGUGGUGGGGGGCUGCUGCAGACUUCUGAGAGAACAGCUACAGAUACUGGGACUUCCUCCGGUGAAGCCUGGAGCCCUACUUUUUGCUAUUACUGCCCUGCUUCUGUCAGAACGCUUGUGCAACUGCAUCUGGACGGAGCUCCAACAGCCUGGUGACGUUGGACCAGUGACUAAACCAAGACCUCCGCCUUGUAAAGAAAAAGGCCAUUUUGAUAUGUAAAGAGGAACUCUGGAGGGGGGGUCUUCGACGAGUCACGGAAGAAGAUUCCCCUUUUCUAACCCUAUUUUCUUUGGCUAUGGAACACUCUUACCGGGAAGGGAAACUGGGAUAAUAUUAUAUAUGUGGUGAAUGAGUUGUUAUGUUAUGCUUAACAGUUUAAAAUUUGAUAAUCCUGAACCCUGUUACUGUCUUUGAAUAUUUCUUUUUAAUUCCUGCCUUCCAUUUUACCUGGCAUUUAAAGACUUGUACGAUAAGUAUCUAUGCUUAACAUCUGAGUGAGAAGCCUGUUAGUGAUGUUCUGUCCUUGGUGGUGUGUCUAAACCAAAAGGUGAACGGUGAACACAUCGGCAAAAAUUGAAUGGCAAAAUAUAUUCAAUGUUGAGUUUUCUGUUCUGUUUUUGUUUUAUCGAGCUGAAAAAUCAUAAAGAAAUCUUAACGACGUGGUGACAAAAAGGUCUGCGGAUAUAGCGCUGUAAAUAAUGCUCCAUCUAACCCCAGGUGUGUGAAACAAGUGCACAUUGCUUUUUAGAAUAAACCGAGUGCAAAGACCAAAAAAAUGUUUAUAACAAGACAAACUCAUGCCUUAUAUGGAGAGUCAAUGUUCAAGAUAAGAAGCACAUUUAGUUUCUGUGUUUGAUUUUUUCCAGCGAAGGCUUUAUUGCUUUUUAUAUUUCGAUAUUUCUACCAAGACAGAACAGCAAACACAUUCUCCAGACUACGUGGUAAUGUAGCGUUUCCAUGUAAAUGCCAGUCACAGUUUCUGCAGUUUCCUGUUUUGAUUUGGUGUUGUGAAACUUUGGUCACUAUUCACGGUGCACACCAGUACUUGCAUACUGUAACUGUUCUGCAAAAUCCUUCUAUCUCCACUCAUACACGACCUCGAAGCCACUGAUACGAUCAGGCUGGGGUUUAAUUUAACUUUUUUUUUUCUCAGAUUGGUUUGGGUUAGUCUCAGGUUAACAAAACUUUUUUUUUUUUUUUUUUACACGUGGGCCAGACAGCAGCUGCCGGUUACCUCGGCAAUUGGAGUUACAAGGUUUCUGCAGGGCAGUAAUGGUACUGUUGAGAGCUGCAAACUUGCCAAGAUGAUUUUACAUUUACUUCACUAAUUCCUCACUUCAAACCAGUAAAACGUGUAUGUCAUUUUCAGCGGUUCUUCUGUGCUCAGCUUGCUUAAGUAAAAAAAAAAAAGUGGUUUA
Molecule: messenger RNA, 4951 nt
Organism: Sphaeramia orbicularis (orbiculate cardinalfish)
Lineage: Eukaryota; Metazoa; Chordata; Actinopteri; Kurtiformes; Apogonidae
Gene: brinp2
Product: bone morphogenetic protein/retinoic acid inducible neural-specific 2
Biological process (GO): negative regulation of mitotic cell cycle; nervous system development; cellular response to retinoic acid
Cellular component (GO): dendrite; neuronal cell body; cytoplasm
Source: RefSeq, a predicted model, not a curated record